UUUAAAUAGCGGAGCCGCCGGGUGGCAGACAUCAAUCACAUUCGACCUAUUGUGGAAACAUGAGUAACAAAGCAGUCGCAGGUUUGCUAGCGCUCUCAGCCACCUUAGCUGCAGUCGCAGCUGAGCCCUCGGGCUUUGGAGGGCUCGGCUUCAAGAAGGGCUUCCAGGAUGGCUACGAAGAGCAAUUUGGUGGCGCAAAUAAGUACCAGGGAGGUGGAGGUGGCGAAUUUGACAAGGCAUUCUUCGAGAAGGGUGGACAGUCUGGAGAAAAAGGCUACAAAGGCUUGACCGGCUACGAUCACAACUUGGGCGUGAAGCAAGACACCAAGCAGGAGCAGGGCUUCUUUGGUGACGUGAACGGUGCCAACAAGAAGUACAACGAGGGUCGCCAGUACGGCGGCGGCUCCAACUACAAGGCAGGCGGCCAGCAGGCGGCCGGUCUGAACAACAAGGGUGGACACAAGAAGGGCUACAAGAAAGAGGGCUUCGAAAAUUCGCACCACAAGGAGGAGAGCGGCAAGAGCACGACCUUCUACGACGAAGCGCAUGACGGCGGCGAGCACUACACCUCGAAGGGCCAGGAGCAGGCCUUCGGCAACGAGAAGGGCGAGAAGCUGGGAGGUGGAUACUACAACAACGGUCUGCAGGGUGCCAAGGCCGGAAAGCAAGGGGCUUACGAUAACGGAUACACCUUUGAAGAUGAGAAGGGACACAAGGGACAAGUUGGACAGCAAGGCUAUUCUGGCAACCAGGCUGGUUUCGGCAGCUCCGGCGGUUUCAACAAGAAUAAUAAGUUUGGCGGCCAGGCUGGGUAUGGCGGCCAGGCGAAAUACGGCAACGGCUACAACGCUGGCAACUCCUUUGGAGGCGGCUACGGCGGACUGGGUCACGCUGGCGGUCUGGGCUACGUGGGUGGCGCUGGACUUGGCUACGGAGGCGUCGGACUUGGCUACGGAAACGCUGGUCUGGGCUACUCGGGCGUUGGCCACCAAGGCCUAGGCUACGCGGGCGCUGGCGGACUCGGGGGCUACGGAGGUGUCGGGCUCGGAGGCUACGGGGGCGCAGGAGUCGGCUACGGGGCUGCCGGAGGAUUCGCUGGUGCUGGAAUCGGAGGUGCCGGAAUCAGAGGUGCUGGAAUCGGAGGUGCUGGAAUCGGAGGUGCCGGAAUCGGAGGUGCUGGUGGUCUGGGCUACGGCAAAAUCAAUGGGGCCGGACUGGCCGGCGCCGGCAACUACGGGCUCGGCUUGGGAAUCGGCAAGUUCGGGGGCGUCGGCACCGGUGCCGGCUAUGGGGGCGGCUUGGGCUUCGGAGCCGGUCAGCUGGGUGGCCUCAACUACGGGGGUGGCCAAUUGAUUGGUUUGGGCGCCGGCGGUGGUUACGGAGUGAGCGAGUACAGCAAGUAGGGCCGCCGUUCGAUCGGAGGGUGGAUUCGCACCACGCGCACCGCUGCACGUUCACAAGCGAGCGAUGUAUAGAGACUGCCGUUGGUUUGUUUUAGCAGGGGAGUCAGGGGGUUUGUAAAAGCGCGUCGCACACUUUCACGUAUGUAUAAAUACGCUGCACCCGCACCAGUUUCACCCGUAAUCGCAGGAUUGUCUCGUUCCAAGGCACAAGUCAAACAUUUGUGAUGCCAGAUUAAAAAUGGAUGGCCUGCUCUUCGUUUUGUUCAAUGUGUACAUUUUUCCACUCCGUAAAUAAAUAUUGUGAAUGAGAACAAA
This is a messenger RNA of Cloeon dipterum, 1718 nucleotides long. RefSeq lists its product as uncharacterized. Lineage: Eukaryota; Metazoa; Arthropoda; Insecta; Ephemeroptera; Baetidae. The coding region runs from base 60 to 1403 and encodes 447 amino acids. The transcript has 3 exons. The record is from RefSeq and is a predicted model, not a curated record.